GCCGCUUGGGUCCCGGGCAGCACGCACCGCCUCCCACGCGCCGCUCGCUCCCUCCCUCCCUCUCUGGGCCCUCCGCCUCUGGCUCGCGCCUCUGCGCGCGCGGGGCUGCCUCGCGCCUCCCUCCCUCCCUUUUUUCCCUGCUGCCUGGCUCGGGCAUCCCCUCAAGCGGCGCGUGCGGUAAUGGCGGCGGCCUGAACCUGAAUGAGGAACUUACCGCCGAGCCGGUGUCUUUUAAUUUUAAAGAAAACCACCCACCAACCCCCGAGCUGAGCGCUUCCCUUCCCCAGGCGCUCUCUUGUGGAAGAAGAAGAGGAAGAGCCAGCCCUGAAGUGAAGGAGAACCAGCAGCUUCGUGGGGAGGGGCGAGCGGAGAGGAGGAGGAGGAGGAGGAGGAAGAGGAAAACGCCGCCGCCGGGAUGAUGAAGCCCCAGUGAAGAGGAGGAGGAGGAAGAGGCCAGAGGAGUUUGGGGACAACUUGGCACUUCGGGUCCCCGGGAAGCGAGACUUUUCUGGAGAAGGAGGGGACCGGUCCCUUGGCCCCGCUUUUUUUAUUCCAUUUUGGCGUGCGGUUUGCCCUUUUUGGUUUUGGCUCCUUUUCUGUGGUCUAUGUCUUGUUGGGAGAUCUGGUGGAUUCUUCUGGCUCUCCUGGAGGAAGGCGCCGGCGCUGGGGUUGGCUCCUUGGUCUUGGCUGGAGGGCGAAGGCCGAGGAGAAGGGAUCUCGCUCGGGCGGCGCGGAGGAGAGAGAGCUCGGACAUGUGUCAGCACAUCUGGGGAAUAAUACAGGCUGCAAGUCCGGAAGGAGGCUUCCUGGGAUCCGCAUCCAAACUGCGAUAUUGAUCUUUGUUGUUUUCUUCCGCCGAGGGAGGCACUUGGCAUGAGAAUCAGAGGAUGGAAAUUGUUUGGGAGGUGCUUUUUCUUCUGCAAGCCAAUUUCAUCGUCUGCAUUUCAGCUCAACAGAAUUCACCAAAAAUCCAUGAAGGCUGGUGGGCUUAUAAAGAGGUGGUCCAAGGAAGCUUUGUUCCAGUUCCUUCCUUUUGGGGCUUGGUGAAUUCAGCCUGGAAUCUUUGUUCUGUUGGAAAACGGCAAUCACCAGUUAAUAUAGAAACCAGCCAUAUGAUCUUUGACCCCUUCCUUACCCCUCUUCGCAUAAACACUGGGGGGAGAAAGGUCAGUGGGACAAUGUAUAAUACAGGGAGGCAUGUUUCUCUACGACUGGACAAAGAACACUUGGUCAACAUCUCUGGAGGGCCCAUGACAUACAGUCACCGCUUGGAAGAAAUACGGUUACACUUUGGCAGCGAAGACAGCCAAGGGUCAGAACACCUACUGAAUGGACAAGCUUUCUCUGGGGAGGUUCAGCUCAUCCACUAUAACCAUGAGUUGUAUACAAAUGUUACAGAAGCCGCAAAAAGUCCUAAUGGCUUGGUGGUAGUUUCCAUAUUUAUGAAAGUAUCUGAAUCAUCAAAUCCAUUUCUAAAUCGUAUGCUAAACAGAGACACCAUUACAAGAAUAACGUAUAAAAAUGAUGCAUACUUACUGCAGGGACUUAAUAUCGAGGAACUCUACCCCGAAACCGCUAGUUUCAUUACAUACGACGGGUCCAUGACAAUUCCACCCUGCUAUGAAACAGCAAGUUGGAUACUAAUGAACAAACCUGUCUACAUAACAAGGAUGCAGAUGCAUUCGUUAAGAUUGCUAAGCCAGAAUCAGCCUUCACAGAUUUUUCUGAGUAUGAGCGACAACUUCAGACCAGUCCAGCCUCUCAACAAUCGAUGUAUUCGAACAAACAUCAACUUUAGUUUACAAGGGAAAGAUUGCCCAAACAAUAGAGCACAGAAGCUACAGUAUAGAGUAAAUGAAUGGCUCCUCAAGUGAUUAAGAGAAAAGCAGGAAGAACUCAUAACCUCAGUGGAAUGCUACUACUGUGAAAUUGACGUGAUUCAGAAUGCCCCAGCCUCAUUCAGUUUUUGGUCUUUGUACUUCAUAGAUGGCAGACACGCAACUGUGCUCCUACACAAAAGGAGGUCAAGUUGGGAAUUCAGCUCAAUGAAAAUUAUUCAUAUGACCGGUCAUAGCAAACAAACAAAACAAAAAUGGACAAUAUCUCCUGUUAACCUGAUUACAAUUUUGAUACUGUUUUCCUGAAACUACUAUAGCUCACAAACAAAAGACUUUUCAGACUUUGUACAUAUCAGAUUCCUCUGCUGUUCCCCUCCUCUCUUCCUUCCUGUCCCAUCACCCUCCCCAUUAAAAAAUGGUGGUUCACUACCACAUCCAAGUGGAUUUGUGUUCUGUGUGCCAAGUAAUCCUUGGGAAGCUCUCAUUAUAUCACUCUCAUUACUGGUUACUGGCAAAGCAGAACUAGAAGAUUGUAAGGGAAACUUAUUUCUGGGUCAUGAUCCUUCUGUUUAUUUAAUAAUGGACAGAAAUGAGAUAAGUAUUGUAAAUAGAUCACUGAAGAAUAAUAAAGGAAAUUGAAAUAUUUUCCCCUCAUCACAUAUCUGUAGUAGGAACUGCCAAGACUGAAUUUAAUCCAUUUUUCUGUUUCUUGUUUUUCAAAGAUCAUACAUUGUGUUUGGUUACUGUUAACAAUUCAAUAAAUGUGUUCAACAAAUUAAUUUA
This is a messenger RNA of Anolis carolinensis (green anole), 2621 nucleotides long. It is a transcript of the gene ca10, whose product is annotated as carbonic anhydrase 10. The transcript has 10 exons. Gene Ontology annotation, molecular function: carbonate dehydratase activity; zinc ion binding. Lineage: Eukaryota; Metazoa; Chordata; Lepidosauria; Squamata; Anolidae. The record is from RefSeq and is a predicted model, not a curated record. The coding region runs from base 888 to 1874 and encodes 328 amino acids.